ACAGUCCCACUCCCAUCUUGUGUAUAAGGUGCUGCGCAAUGUUAAUCCAAUGUUGCAUUAUAUUUUCACAGCAGUGAAUGUUUAUUGCCUUCUUGCCUUGCUGACUCUUCACAAGAGUUUUCAUUUGUCCAGCACUUUGUUUCAAGUGCUGACGUAUCAUUUUUAUGCCUGGAAGUGACCUCAUAAAGUGAUGAUGUCAAAUAGAAAAUUCCAUUCUUUUCUAUAUAGAGUAUUUCCAUUCUCUGUGCUUGGCCUUGUGCACUCUGAGUUACUUAAGGGAAUACAUAAUGACCACCUAAAUCUCUUAAACUAAAUAAUCUGAAAGUGUGAGUAUGGAGCCUACAGAAUCUUUUCAUCAGAGACGACUUGUGUCAAACUUGGUUGUUGAAAAUUUUAAAUCCUCAUCUGAUUCUGAUGUGAAACACACUCUGUUCUGGCAAUUCAGGAGACGGGACACUGAAUUUUGUGCAUAUAUACGCAGAUUACUGCAGAAUCCCCUGUUCAACUCAAUCAUGAUAAGCAUCAUCUCACUCAAUGCAGUGUUCUUGGGCUUGGAGACUGAUUAUGCUAUUAAGCUUAAUUCUUAUGCAUAUCUGGAGCUGGCCGAUCUGAUUAUUAUAUCCAUCUACACCACAGAGAUUUUGCUGAAGUUUUAUGUGGAUCCCUUGAAUUACUGGAGGAGUGGCUAUAACCUGUUUGAUGUUCUAGUACUUUUCAUUGCUUACCUCCCAUAUACCAUUGACAAAAAUGACAUCAAACACUACAGGACAUGGAACAUAAUUAAUGGUUUCCAGGCACUCAAGAUUCUGAAGCUUAUCUCCUACAACAGAGGCAUGAGGAGUUUGAUAACGGCUCUAGGCCAGACUGUGAAGACUGUGAUCUACGUCCUUGUCUUGCUGUUCCUGUUAAUGUUUAUCUUUGCCAUUUUGGGUUAUGGAUUGUACGGAGACCCUGAAACGGGAGACAGUAAAAACUGGGGCAACCUCGCAUCUGCUCUUUUCACUCUCUUCUGUUUAGUAACGGUCGAUGGCUGGACGGACUUUCAGAAUGAAUUAGACCAACGUGGUUUUAGUGCUAGCCGAGCCUUCACAAUAGUGUUCAUCUUGCUGGGGUUCUUUCUGUUUUUCAAUAUGUCUAUUGGAGUUGUGAUUAUGAAUAUCCAGGACUCCACUCAGAAUUAUGAACGAGAGCUUAAAGCAGAAAAACAAGCUGUUCUUCAGGCAAAAAAACAGGCCAUAUUACAAAGACAACAGGAAGAAGUAAACAUGCUAAUACACCAGCAGAAAACCAGUGAAUAUAAAACUUUCAGUGAAUUGGUGGAGGACUUUAAAAAGACAUUACAUCAUUCUGAUCCUAUGGUCUUAGAAGAUUUUUGUGCCAGUAUCCCAUUUAUUGAUCUUUAUUUGACAUCCCUCGAUCUUCAGGAUAACACAGUUUAUAGGUUACAAGAACUCUAUUAUGAACUAGUUGGCACGUUGAACACCAUCUUGGAAGACAUAAGAGAAAAAUCCGUGCUGCCCCCUGAGAAAUAUAUGAAGAGUUAAAUGUUCUAGUGUAGAAAAUGUGAUGCUUUGCCAUUGUAAAAAACAUUGUUUAAAAACAGAGCAUAAAUAUACAUACAUAAAAAUAACUCAGAGGAGAUUUACUUCCCCCUUUGAUAACUUAUCAUA
Messenger RNA from Gopherus evgoodei (Goodes thornscrub tortoise), 1670 nucleotides. RefSeq names its product cation channel sperm associated 3 (gene CATSPER3). Bases 333 to 1544 code for a protein of 403 amino acids. The record is from RefSeq and is a predicted model, not a curated record. Gene Ontology annotation, biological process: monoatomic ion transport; transmembrane transport. Gene Ontology annotation, cellular component: membrane. Gene Ontology annotation, molecular function: monoatomic ion channel activity. The transcript is spliced from 8 exons. NCBI's taxonomy places the organism in Eukaryota, Metazoa, Chordata, Testudines, Testudinidae.